AUUUGGCAGGCGUGGAAAUUUUAUAAUUUUUUUUUUUUUUCUUCUUUUCCUUGGACAAGCUCUCCAUUCGAACUUCUUUCCCUGUACAAAUGCCUUCACAUGUCACUUCGUCUGACUUGACUCCAAGUCAAACAGCUCUAUGUGGCAGCGUCGCUGGAAUGAUAGCAAGGUAAAUGUCCCAGCUCCAUUAGCCCUUCAGCUUCCUCCAGUACCUACAUUUAAUACGAAACCUUUUGGUAUCAGAUUCGCCAUCGCUCCCUUUGAUGUUGUCAAAAUUCGGUUACAGCUACAGUCUCAACGACAAUACCUCCCAUUUUCGCGGCAGUCAGUGCCAAAUUCUGUAAAAUAUACUGGCCUCGUGAAUGGUCUUAAGGUCAUUGCUCGUGAGGAAGGAAUCCGAGGGCUCUACAAGGGAAACCUCAGUGCUGAAUACUUGUAUAUUACGUAUGGAGCGACUCAAUUUUACGCCUAUCAUCAAAUGGAAAAUACAAUUACCGCUCUGGACACACAACAAGUCAUACCGAGUCCUGCAAAAGCGUUUUUAUGCGGAAUGGGGUCUGGCACCUUUGCAACGACUGCGACGUAUCCUUUCGAUCUCCUUCGAACCAGAUUUGCAAUGCAGGGUGAAGUAAAGGUGUACACAGGUGUCAUUCAGGCUAUCCGAGAGAUAACACAGACAGAAGGAGUCCGUGGACUGUACUGGGGACUGGGGCCAUCCAUUACACAAAUUAUGCCAUAUAUGGGGUUGGUGUUCAUGAGUUACGAAAUGCUGAGCUCAGCGUUCUCGUGGAUGAGGGUCAAUAAGAUGCUAUCGGAGGAGCAUAGGGUUUGGCAAGACGGUACAUGUGGUGCACUGGCUGGAUUGAUAUCCAAGUGUGGGGUGUUUCCUCUGGAUGUCGUACGCAGGCGGUUACAGGUGCAAGGGCGUCACCGCACAGACUAUGUCAUAGCGAGCAUACCGGAAUACUCUCGAAAAUCCGUUUUAGCCUGUAUGAAAGCGAUCGUUCAAAAGGAAGGCGCCCUUGCUCUUUACAAGGGCUUAGUCCCUGGUCUGGUCAAAGUGGGUCCUGCUAGUGCUAUCAACUUCUUGGUGUUCGAAAAGAGCAAACGCAUUCUAGUCUACUUCAAGCAUCGACACGACCAACCUCAGUCUAAUAGCACUUCUGCUUUCAUGGCCUUGUAAUAGACGAGGAUAUACCCCCCCUUACCUUUUGUCUCCACUAGUAAUAAUCAUUUUAAAAUACUAAUUGAAAAUUUGAAGCCUCUUGAAACCUGCAUUUUUCUUG
Molecule: messenger RNA, 1286 nt
Organism: Umbelopsis ramanniana AG
Lineage: Eukaryota; Fungi; Mucoromycota; Umbelopsidomycetes; Umbelopsidales; Umbelopsidaceae
Exons: 5
Coding region: 140-1183 (347 amino acids)
Biological process (GO): thiamine pyrophosphate transmembrane transport
Cellular component (GO): mitochondrial inner membrane
Molecular function (GO): thiamine transmembrane transporter activity
Source: RefSeq, a predicted model, not a curated record